This is a messenger RNA of Marchantia polymorpha subsp. ruderalis, 623 nucleotides long. NCBI's taxonomy places the organism in Eukaryota, Viridiplantae, Streptophyta, Marchantiopsida, Marchantiales, Marchantiaceae. The record is from the annotation of a GenBank genome assembly.
CUUUCCUUUUGAGAAGAAGAGAGAAUUGCUCUCGCUGAAGCGGAAGGAGGUGCAGCUGCUGGCAGGAAAUUUCAGGCACGAUGGUGACUCCUUUGGUCAAGCGCGAUGUCAUCAAGAAGAGAGUCAAGAAGUUCAAGCGCAUGCAGUCCGACAGGAAGAUUUGUGUGAAGACCAAUUGGAGAAGACCCAAGGGUAUUGACUCCCGAGUCAGACGUAAAUUCAAGGGCACAACAUUGAUGCCCAACAUUGGUUACGGAUCGAACAAGAAGACCAGGCACGUAUUGCCGAGCGGCUUCAAGAAGUUUUUGGUCCACAACGUCGCCGAUCUGGAGCUUUUGUUGAUGCACAACAGGAUUUACAGCGCAGAGAUUGCCCACAACGUAUCCACCUUGAAGAGGAAGGCUAUUGUUGAGCGGGCCGCUCAGUUGAACAUCGCCAUGACUAACGGCAACGCUCGUCUCAGGAGCCAAGAAGACGAGUAGAUUUGUAGUGAAGGAUAUUCUAAAUCCUUGUGAACAAAUCUCUUGGUAUAUUAAAACAAGCGAACUUUUUUGUAGCAGAGUCCUCGAAAGAGGCACUCAAAGAGUGCAUACUAUUCAUUUUCAACAUGUGGCAAUUUUCUC